UCUCGGCCGCUCCCACCACGGCGAGUUCAAAAGAACGCGCGGCUCCCGGCCCUGCCCCGUCGCCGGUCGGACUGGAAAGAACUGGCCUUGCUAGAUACUCUGCCCUCAGCAGCGAUGAGCAGCCUACCGGCUACACCUUCUCCUGGAGAACUGAUGACCACGCCAGUUCUUCAGGCCCAUGAGACCCUGUCCCCACAAGCUGAAGAGGCCAGCACAGCGCUCAUUGCAGUCGUGAUCACUGUGGUGUUCCUUACCCUGCUCUCGGUGGUGACCUUGAUCUUCUUUUACCUGUACAAGAACAAAGGCAGCUACGUCACCUAUGAGCCAGCAGAAGGCGAGCCUAGCACCAUCCUGCAGAUGGAGAGUGACUCAGCCAAGGGCAGAGAGAAGGAAGAGUACUUCAUCUAAUGAUCCCAGACUGGAGGGGCCGAGUCUUGGCUCCAGUGCUAACACACUGACUCUAUAAUUAGGGAAGGUUUGCUCUGAAGCCAGUGAGUGGCAUUGAACGAGAUGGCAAAUCCACUCACCUUCCAGGACAGUCUCCAAUAACAUCGUCACUGACUCCAUGGUCCAGGGACACGGAGAAAGCUGCUUAUGACUCCUAUCCAGCCAGGCCUUGGUAAGGACAGUGCUCACAACUGGCCAACAUGGGGCCAUGCCUUAGUUGGAAGUGGGAGAUGUGGAAGGUGGCCACAGGCUGGUCCACUUUGUCCCCUCCCUACUUGCCUAGCCCCAGUGUAGCUUCUUGGAGGCUAGAUACCCCAAGACGGAUCAGGCCAGGAGGGACAGGCCUCCAAGUGUUACUUGCUUUGAUCCGAACCUUACCAUUUCCCCCA
Messenger RNA from Microtus ochrogaster (prairie vole), 836 nucleotides. RefSeq names its product small cell adhesion glycoprotein (gene Smagp). Lineage: Eukaryota; Metazoa; Chordata; Mammalia; Rodentia; Cricetidae. The record is from RefSeq and is a predicted model, not a curated record.